UAGGAGGAAGGGUAUAGGAGAAUAUUUUUGCAAAACGGAAUGCUAUAUAUGUGGAUCAAUUAACGUGAGAAUUAACAGUUUUGUGUAACUAUUUAUGACCAGUUUAGAUAGUAAGACAUUUAUGCAAUCGAAUACCAAAUACAUCAUUACCAUGACAUGUGUUUUCUUUUUAUAAAGGUAUAAACUAAAAUUAUUAUGCACAGCUAUGAUUGCCUGACUUGUGAUAUUUAAUCAAAUCUACGGUCUCUAUAAUUGCUGGAUAUGCAUCUAAUAAAGAGCUUUGAAAUGUUGCCGACGAUAUGAGCUGGUGACCACUGUGACGGACACCGUACUUCAUAACUAGCAUCAACCGGUCCCGUUACCAUGGGGACAGGAGCAAGCUCAUACAGUCCCCCACCAACCCCUCUGCGGUCAUCUCUCUGCGCGCUAAGGACUUCAGCCCCCAAAGACGGCGACUUGUCGAGCAUCGACAGGAGCAAUCACUUGACCCGAACGGACAACCACGUGGGCCCUGUGAUUAUCAAGAACUGCAUGGAAGAAUACCAGCACGUGGUGGACAGUUCCGAGCCAAUAGUGCUUGGCUGUCUUGCCGACCGUCUGCCAAAACACCCACUAAUAAAGGGUGAGUAUUUCCUGGUGCGCGACCACGAGCUGGCGGACGGCGAUAGCCCGAAAAGUAUCGGCCUGCUGCAGGCCAAGAGUUGGGCGCCCGUCUACUGGUGCGGUCAGCCCACCGCCCGGGAACUCUCCUCCAUAGUUAAGGCCCUCGAGAACGAGUCAUAUUCGGAGAUUCUGUUGUUCAACAUGCGUGAAGAGCCCGUGCUUUUCCUGAAUCUCGCAGACGACUUUGUUCCGUACACCAUCAAGCCCCGCCACAACCUGCGCGACUGUGUUCUCACCGGCAGGGUCAUGAAAGAGGCGGAUCUUUUUGAAGCUACCAUUCGACACAAUGUGAUAGCCCUGGCCACUAACAAAGAUGACAACCAGUUCUAUUUCUACAACGACACUACCAGCCUCAUAGGCGAGCCGCACGUGUAUCCCGUGCAGUUCGAGGACAAUCUUCUUGUCUCGGAGGAAGUGUACUCUCGCCUUGCCUUCUCAAACCCUAAACUAAGGUAUCGAAGACUUUGCUUUCCGUUGUAUGCGGCGCCCCCUGAUUUGGAGGUUGACCACUUCAUCUCCAUAGCACAGGACUCGCCGCUCUUCACUCGCGAUAACGGUCAGCCGGCAAUGUUGUUCACCUGCGAGAACGAGGCCGGACGCGCUAAUGUAGGCGCUGUCAUGGGGUACCUGCUGCUCACUCACCGUGACAUGGAGGCCAAUCAGCGCAGACCCAGCUCCGUGACCAGCCGGCUGAACCGCCUGAGUAUCGACCAGAUGCAGGAGCAGGGCUUUUUCUGGGCCGUACAAAAGCUUGUUGCGGCCAUCAAGGACGGGCUUAACAUCAAACACCAGGUGGACAUGGCGAUUGACAACUGCUGCACAAGCCUCAACAUCCGGACAGUGAUAUACGAGACGAAAAAGGCCAUGGAGGCACUUCCGGAACAGCAGCCUUUGAAUCCAAGUGCCAUUGAGGAGAAGUACACGUUGUGCUGUGACUACCUGAGUCGCUAUAUGUUCCUCAUCUGCUUCAACGCCUAUCUUGCUGAUCAGUACGAGGUACACUUCCGGCUGGGAUUUAGCAAGUGGAUGAGCCGGCAUCCUGAGUUGAAUCACAUUCGGUGUAUUAUGGCACUGCCUGUGUACAACACCAGCCUUUCUUUGCUCAGCUCUGGCCGCCAUUGUCUGGUGUCGGACAACUAUGUCGGCCUUGACCUUCUUGGUUCCCAGAUGGACGUGCGAGUCGCCAACUUCCGAAAGAUCAACAUCAAGCCCAUACCCGUGUACGGUAUGGCACAGCCCACAAGCGAUGGUCUCUCAAAAGUGGUGAAUCACUUGCUAAACAUGAAAGUGCGUCACACGCACGUGGUGGUGGUCAACUUACGCAAUGACGUUAUUAUUGAACUGGACAGGGCCACCUACAGUGUGCGAGACGCCGAUAAGAAGGAUGAGCCAAUCAUAUUUCCGGGCUUCAGCCGAACCGAAUUAGAAGACAGUGAGGAAGGACUCAAGAAAAAUAUGCGGCGUCAGAAAACAUUCCAGCUGUACAACGAGUUGUGUGACCCGUGCGUUGAGCGCGAGAUACUGAGCGCUUACACUGUGUUAGACCUUGCCGAGAACCAACGUCUUCAGACGCUUGAUAUGACCUACAUCCGAGUGCCGCUCAUGUGCGAGGAGUCACCCACGGAGAAGGACAUAGAUGCAUUAAAAGAUGUAGUAUGUAAUCACUGUAAGGAGGAGAAGUUGAAAAACAACACAGACGUGGCCUUUGUGUUCUUCUGCCGAACGGGAAAGAGUCGCUCAACGUUCGCCAUGGCGAUUGCGGGCCUUAUUAUGUGCCACCAGAAGGGAUUCACGAAGGGUUCACAAAAAGGUGAACAAGAACGCAUUAGCCUGCCUAACGCUCAGUACACCAAGGGGGAGUUUAUUAUUGUUCAGAAGCUGGUGCGAAUGUUGCCGGACGGUCACCAGAUGAAGCGCGAGGUGGACUUCAUACUGGACGAGAUCUUCAACACCAUGACGCCCAUGAUGUUCCAUAUGCGCGAAAUCAUCUUCGUCACCUACAAUCGGUGGCGAAAGUCGACACGUGCUGAUCGGGACCGGAUCCUGUGUCAGUCUAUCCUUUACCUGGAGCGUUACGUGUACUUGAUCCUCUUCAACACGUACUUGCACGCCGAGAAGGCCCAGGGCUGGACCCGACCCUUUAGCGACUGGAUGAGAGUGGUGGGAGCUCGUGCCGGCGUCUACGAGGUACUGGACAAUCUGGGCUUCUAUGAUUUCGAGGACACUCUCACCGACUACCGGAAGAUGUCCGUGCGCUGGCGAUACCCUGUACCCAAUAUCCUUUGGCAGGGCGAGUUCCGAUAGAGGUCAAAACUAUACAAGUUGCGAGUGUAUUCAAGAGUAAUUUAUCAGUGAAGUAACGAUGUCAAUGGCAAGAUUUACCCUUUCGGGUCAAAUUCGUUGAUAUUUCGUUUUGAGAUUUGAACAAAAACUCCUAGUAUAUGCUUUGAUCGUAUCAUCUCUAGCGAAAUAAAAAAAAGUACAAAUGAACUAGAUAUAUCGUUACAAACGUGGCUAGAAACGGCUAUGAGCAGCGAGUAUAUAUGCGAGUUAAAUGUUUACGGCGUGUAUUGUUGUUCAUUUAUAAUUGCAUAUUGAUUUUUCUUGUGAAAAAAUUCUACGCGUACACUUUCUAUAUGUAUACUAUAUUACUCUGAUCUGUAUGCACGUACAUUUUUGUUUCCUGCUACGUAUCAUGGGUUAAGGUUAAAAACGCAAUGUUAUGUAUGAUAAGUGUUAUAUUUUAAAUCAUAUUUGUUUAUCUUUUUUAUUUAUUGCCAAUAAAGAUUUUUCUUACU
This is a messenger RNA of Dreissena polymorpha, 3461 nucleotides long. RefSeq names its product paladin-like. Lineage: Eukaryota; Metazoa; Mollusca; Bivalvia; Myida; Dreissenidae. The record is from RefSeq and is a predicted model, not a curated record. The transcript has 21 exons. The coding region runs from base 364 to 2967 and encodes 867 amino acids.